Messenger RNA from Didymella exigua CBS 183.55, 933 nucleotides. RefSeq lists its product as uncharacterized. NCBI's taxonomy places the organism in Eukaryota, Fungi, Ascomycota, Dothideomycetes, Pleosporales, Didymellaceae. The transcript is spliced from 3 exons. The coding region runs from base 1 to 933 and encodes 310 amino acids. The record is from RefSeq and is a predicted model, not a curated record.
AUGAGCACUCCAGGUCCAGACAACGGUCUGAAACCGACGCGCGAUGACGACCACCACUUCGCCCCUCCUUCCUCAGCUCAAGUGUGCACUUCGAAACCCGUAACCAAGCCCGACAUGCUUGCUUCGCCCACCGCUGCUGCUCCAGCAAGACGGACCUUCUUCGGCCCUUGGAACAGCAGCUCGACUGGGCACCAGCACGCCGAGAACCGUCUGUCAGGCUCAAUAUCCUGGCGCGCUUCACGGAGCUUGAAGCUGCGCGAGCAAUACAAGGACGGUAUUGGCGGUGGCGGCAUGCGCGUCGCAGAUACAGUCGGCGCUGGCAGUGAAGACUUUGGCAAAGGAGGCAGAAAGGAAAACGGAGGCUGGGAGAAGGGCGCAAACGGCCUUAGGACAAGCAGCCAGAAGAACUUAGCGGACGUGUGGAGUGUCAGCAAGGCUGGCAAGAAAACCCCUUCCGAGGAGAAACCCUUGCAAGUAGAGCAAGAUCUGUCAGAAGCACAAGAUGUCGAAUCAGACGCCUACGAUGGCACCCUUAUGUCUCCUUCAGCGCCCCAGGCAAAGCAGCUAUUCAACGGCCUAUGCUUUUGUUUGAACGGCUCAACGGCGCCCCUCGUCUCUGAUCAUAGGCUCAAGCACAUGCUGUCAGCGCACGGUGCGCAUCAUUCGAUUGCAUUAGGUCGAAGGACUGUUACACACGUUGUACUGGGAACAGUCAAUGCGAACGGGGGUUGCGGUGGUGGCCUAGCUGCCACCAAAAUCCAGAAGGAAGUCGCCAGGACUGGUGGCAAAGCUGUCAAGGUCCUCGAGUCAAUAAAGGCAGGCCGCCGCCUCCCCGAGUCACGCUUUGCGCCACUCAAGCUUGCGCAGAAGACCCAGGGGAGCGUCCUCAGUAUGAUAAGAAGCAGCGACACUACAAAGACGGCGCACAAAUGA